This is a messenger RNA of Brettanomyces bruxellensis, 4233 nucleotides long. RefSeq lists its product as uncharacterized. Gene Ontology annotation, biological process: actin cortical patch assembly; endosomal transport; endocytosis. The coding region runs from base 1 to 4233 and encodes 1410 amino acids. The transcript has a single exon. Gene Ontology annotation, cellular component: cytoplasm; plasma membrane; actin cortical patch. Gene Ontology annotation, molecular function: protein binding; calcium ion binding. The record is from RefSeq and is a predicted model, not a curated record. Lineage: Eukaryota; Fungi; Ascomycota; Pichiomycetes; Pichiales; Pichiaceae.
AUGAAUUCAUACAACAACCAAGGCUAUGCAUACAAUGCAGGCCAAAACCAGCAGCAGGCGAAUCUCUUUCAGGCACAGCCGACCGGGUACCAGUUUGGUGCACAGGUUCAGCAACCUCAGGCUACAGGAUGGGGGAUUCAACCUCAGAUGAUGUCUCAACAGACAGGAUACCAGACACAGCCACAGAACCAGCAGCAGCAGCCAAUAGGAGUGCAGCAGACGGGAUUUCAGCCACGCACCUCGUUUGGGCAGAAGUUGCAGGCACAGGUUACCGGCUGGCAGGCCCCACAACAACAGGAAACACCGCCACAAAGUGGCUUUCAAGCACAGCCACAGACAAGUUUCCAGGCACAACCACAAAAUGGCUUUCAAGCACCGCCACAAACAAGCUUCCAGGCACAGCCACAGAUGCAGUUCAAGCCGCUCAUGGCUCAGCCAACGGGUGUGUUCAUUCGUUCCCUUAACGAAACCUCAACACAGCCAAAAAAGAACACAGAGCUCAAGAUUCCAAAUAUCCGGUUGUCGUUUAUCAGUGCACGUGACCAGGAGAGAUUCCAGGGCAUCUUCCGGCAGAAUAUUAGGGCAGGCGAGAAUGCAGUGGAUGGAUCUACUGCCAGACAGAUUCUAAUGCGGUCAAACUUGGAUGCUUCGACACUUGCCCAAAUCUGGGAGUUAUGUGACACGAACAAGUCCGGAAAGCUUCUUUUUCCGGAGUUUGCACUUGCCUUGUAUCUCUGCAAUCGGGCAAUACGGGGAGAUGCCGUUCCGUCGGCACUUCCAAGCAAGGUUCACAACGAGGUUACCAGUUUUGUUGAUACAAUCAAUUUUGGAGUUCCUGACUCACAGGAGAGGGAGGAUAGUCAGAAUGGAAUUGGGUCACAGAAUGGAUUUGCACCUCAAACGACCGGAUUUGCACCUCAAACGACCGGAUUUGCACCCCAAACUACCGGGUUUGCACCCCAAACUACCGGGUUUGCACCCCAAACUACCGGAUUUGCACCCCAAACGACUGGAUAUGGUGCACAGCCUCCAGUCACAUUCAACUCGCAGCCAACUGGUGUUGCAGGCCAGCCCAAACCGCUUGCCUUGCAGCCAACUGGUGUACAGGUGUCUCCUCAGGCUCUGAACCUCCAGCCGACUGGUGUACAGGUGCAGCAGACCGGGUUCGGAAUGCCUCCACAAACAUCAUUUGUGGCGCAGCCAACCGGCGGGUACGGUCUCGGUGUGCAGCCGACGGGACUUGUGGCUCAACCGACGGGAAAACCGGGUCAAUGGGGAUUUGUGUCGAUGCCAACGGGAAAUUUGCCCGGUUUGGACAUGAUGAAAACACAGUUUAUGCCCAAUGCAACCCAGGCAAACUAUAAUAUGGCGGCCUCAAUGGGUGGAACCAGGGCUUCAAAUGUCACGUGGGCAAUCACAAAACCAGAAAAGCAGAUCUACGACAACAUCUUCAGGAAGUGGGACACCGAGAAAAACGGAUACGUGAGCGGGGAGGUUGCAAUUUCCGUUUUCGGCAAGUCCGGGUUGAGCAGAAGCGACUUGGAGUCGAUCUGGAACUUGGCAGAUAUCGGAAAUAAGGGCAAAUUGGACAAAGACGAGUUCAGCGUUGCCAUGCACUUGAUCUAUCGGCGUUUGAACGGAUUCGACAUCCCUACACAGCUUCCCCCUGAGUUGGUUCCUCCUUCCUCGCGUCUUUUGCAGGAGACGAUGCAUGCAAUGAAGAAUCAGCUCAAGGAUGGUUCCGGAAACGGUAAAAGUGCCGCCGGCACGUCCGCUGGAAGCGUUUCUGCCGCCUCGUUCAGAAACAACGACGACGACAUCGAGUAUGUGAGUAGUGCACGGCACAGAAGCUACAGACAACCGAAGAACGAGGAUGAAGAAGAUUUGGAGGAGUCAGGCCAGAAGUCAGGUGAGAAACCUCGGCAGAAAUCCGUGCUUGACCGUUUGCGGAAGCAGAUUCGCGAGAAGAAGAUCUUGCUCGAUUCGGCAGAUGCACAGGAUGAAGACCGGCAGAGAGAGAUGGACUCGGAUAUGAGAGAAAUCAACUCCCUGAAAGAGCAGAUCCAGAAUCUUCAGACCCGGAUCGAGGACUCGGCAAGCGGCACUUCGGCCGAGGAGAAGAGAAAGCUGAUGCAGCGUCUUCAGAAGUCGUUUGGGCAGGUUCCAUCACUUGUGGAUGAGAUCAGGCGGGUUGCAGAUCAGGUGAGUGCAACAAAGCUGGAGUUGUACCGGUGCAAAUUGCAGAAAAGCAACCCUACAGGCAUUUCGAUUAAAGGUACGGGACCAAACGGCGAGGUAACAAACAGAGACAGGAGAAUUGCCAAGCAGAAAGCAUUGAUCCAGGCCAGAAUGGCACGGUUAACCGGUCGGCCGGCUCCAAACAUCGAUGCCUUUGAAAGCAACGAGGAAAAACUCGAGCAGGAGUCGAAGAAGGCGCGGCAGGAGGCUGAGGAGACUACUGGGGCCGUCCAGGACAUCGACGCGUCGAUUGGCGAGAUGGUCAAGGACAUCCAGUCUUCUUUAUCUGUGAGCAACACCUCUGAGGCCGGUUACAGGAAGUGGGAGUUGGCCGAGGGUGUUGUUUCAGGCGCAGUUAGGAGUUUUAUUGGCCAGCUAAACGGUGCCAGGAGGCAGAUGCCGCAUAAUGCAGCAAGCAGCAAUGUGCCACCACAAAAUGCUGCGGUGUCUUCAGGUUUGGCCACCAUAUCUGGGGCAGUUCAGCAGGCAAGAAGCAAUGUGGAGGAUCGUGCGAAGCGGAUCAAGGAGAAGGCCGAGAAGAGGAUGAGGGAUCGGUUGGCAAAACUUGGGAUUAGGACUCGGAGAGAGGACGAGGCAGUGAAGGUGGAAGAAGUGGAAGAAGUGGGAAAAGCAGCCUCAGAAGCAGUUCCAAACGCAGUUCCAAAAACAGUUCCAAAAGCAGCCCUCAAAACAGCUCCAAAAGCAGCUUUACAACAACCUAAACCUUCUACUCCUCCCCAACAUGCUGCUGUAGAACCAAUCGAGACUGCCGAAGAAGACGAAGACGAAGAAGAUGAGGAAAUCAAAGCUCUUCUCGCACAAAAAAAGGCCUUGGAAGAAAAGGAAAAAGAGCACAAGCGGAAGAAGCAGGAAAGACGUGCAAGGAGAAUUGCAGAGUUGAAAGCACAGAUGGAGGCCUUGAGAAAAGAAGAGGCAGAUGACAGCAGUGAAGAUGAGGUUCCAGUUAAAAAGGAAACUCGGCCUGUUGCACCGCCUCCAGUACCAGCUUCACGUGUUGUUUCUGGCAGUAGCAAGGCAGGCAGUGCAGAAAAAGCAGCAGGAAAUGCAGAAAAAGCGGCAGGUGGAGUUCCGGCAAUCAAUAACAAUCCAUUUGCACACAUGGCAAAGGCAGAACCUGCACAGAAAGCAGGUGAGAAGGCAGAAAAACCGGAGAAAGCCGAGAAAUCCAAAGCUGAGGUUAUGAGAAACAACAAUCCGUUCUUCAAGUCUGCACACAAAGGGCCGGAAAUCGACACGCAGAAGUUGGAAGCACAGCGUGCUGCACAGAGAGGUCUUGGAGAUGAUGGAUGGUCCGAUGAGGAAGAGAGCAAGGGGGAGAAUGAAGAUAGUGAUGAUGAGAUUCCAAGCAGCUCAAAGCAGGCUGCGUUGGCCGACAUGCUCUUUGGGGGUGGCAGCCGGCAGAAUAGUGUAAAAACCGAUGAUGAGAAGGGAAGAAGUGGAAGUGACAAGGCUGAAGAAAAGAAGGAAGAGGAGAAAAGCGAGCUAACUGGCCAGGCAACGUCUCAGGAAGAAACAGAAGAUGAGUGGGCGGAUGCUGCUUCUAAGGCCCCAAGUUCUGGUGUAAGUGGUGAAAAUACGCAAGAAGGUUCAAGAGAGGGAUCUGCACCGGCGGAAAUUCCACCUGCACCUCCUAUUCCAGAAGUUUCUGCACCUGUUGCACCUCCUAUUCCGGAAGGAUCGGUUCCAGAAGCUUCUGCACCAGUACCACCUCCUGUUCCUCAAACUUCAGCACCACUUCCACCCCCUGUUCCCCAGUCUUCAGCACCAAUUCUACCCCCUGUUCCCCAGUCUUCAGCACCAAUUCCACCCCCUGUUCCCCAAGCUUCAGCUCCAGCCAAAAAUUCUUCAGCUGAAAUUCCGCAGAAUACAAUCGGUGCAUUGCUCGGCGAAAUAAACGUAGGAACUAAGCUCAGAAAAGUGGACAAGUCGCAGCAACAUAUCACCACAGGUGCUACUGUUGGCAGAGUGCUAUAA